AUGUAUGUGAAAUGGUUUGAUACAGUAAUGUUUUACUAUGAGAUUUUUUAGUGUAUUUACUGAAUGUCACUUUUUUACAUUUUUAAAUUUCCCACCGUUCCGUCCUCUGUACGUCCUGACGUCGCAGGGAACGGAACCCAGAAGACAGAUGCCGGCAUCGGCCAGAGGACAUGGCCAGGGACACUGCAGGGGGGACAUUGGGGGAGAGCGCAGGACAAGGUAAGUGAAGAACAGAUCCCGGAGCAACGCUGCAAGGUAUUCCCGAGUGUAGCUCGGGGUUACUGCUUGUGCUACACUCGGGAAUACCUCCAGGGAGGUUAAGUGAA
Staurois parvus is the source of this 326-nucleotide messenger RNA. The record is from the annotation of a GenBank genome assembly. Lineage: Eukaryota; Metazoa; Chordata; Amphibia; Anura; Ranidae.